This is a messenger RNA of Penicillium olsonii, 564 nucleotides long. The record is from the annotation of a GenBank genome assembly. NCBI's taxonomy places the organism in Eukaryota, Fungi, Ascomycota, Eurotiomycetes, Eurotiales, Aspergillaceae.
AUGUCUUCCAACCCCGGCCAAAUCUCACCCCUUCGACCUGUUACUCGGCAUAUCACGGGCCACAAUGAUGCAGGCAGAGCCGUGAUUCAUUCCACAACCCCAGGCAACUGGCAGUCAUUCGAAGAAAGCGCAAUGGCAUUCAACGUUGUCUAUACAUCUCAGUUCCCGGCGGACCUCAACAAUGAAGCCGACAUCAAACAGCACGAGCAAGUGGAACAGAAAGGGCAGCUGGGUCUAGUCAACCCUGGCGGAACCGUGUGUCGCAUUGUGGAUUUCGCGCCCAACAACCAUGCGGUUGUGCACCGCACCCAGAGUCUUGACUACGGUGUAGUCCUCGAAGGGGAAAUUGAAAUGAUCCUGGAGGAUAGCGAGCCUGUCAUUAUGAAGCGGGGAGAUGUUGCCGUACAGCGGGCUACGAUGCAUGGAUGGCGCAACCCCAGUGAGACCGAAUGGGCUCGCCUGCUAUUCGUGUUACAGGAUUGUCAGAAACUGUCGGUGGGUGGCAAGGAAUUGGGAGAAGAUUUGGGAGUUGCAACUGGUGUUCUGGCGCCCAGCGGAAAUUAG